AUGGUGCCAGAUGUGCAGAGGAUCCUUGAGAUUAUUACCCAAGGAGACCAGGACACUGUCCGGGUCUUACUGGACAGCUACAACACCCAGUAUGCAGAGUGCUUCUUUUUCAACUCUGAGGUGCAGGAGAAAAAAAAGGAACAAGAAUUGGAAGAGUUCAGGAGGAACAAAGUGAGAGAGUAUGAUUCUGACUCUGAUUCUGACUUUGACUCAGAAGACGAUGAACCUGAUCUUCUUCUCCGAGAGCACCUGGCCACAGCCCUGCUGUGCUUCAUCAGUAGUCAGCUACAGCCAGCAGUGUUACGGGUUUGCCUGGAGACACUGCGUAUCCUGUCCCGUGACCGACGGGCUCUAGGGCCUAUGGUCACUGAUAGUGCCCUUAUCACUUUGGCACACCUGGGAGGCAUCAGCUUACUUCAGGCAUGCCCAAAACAGGAGGAGAGAGCUGAAGAUCAGACAGCCAGAACACACAGCCGGAUUCACACAAGAGCAGCAAGUGGCUCUGAGGAGGCUGCAGAUGUUGAUGCUACACCAUUAUCUGUGAGCUCUGUAGUUCCCCCUUCUUGUCCUGUGGUAGCCUGUGCUGCCAACAAUAAUGGCUUUGUUCAUCACUGUGAUAAGUGGACAGAUGAUCAUCAUGUGACGCUUGCCCAGAAGAACAUCCAGGAAAAGAACAGUGGUGAGGAAGAGAUGGAGGAGGAUGGGGAUGUGUGUAGGAAUGAAGCCAUUAAGGUCUUGUGUAAUGUCAUCUACAACAGCCCCAGGGCGCAGGAGGCGGCCAGCACACUAAGACUUCUGCAAGAUCUGUGGGAGAGUCUGAAGCAGGGGAUUGGGAGCAGGGAGCCAUCUAGUGGCCAGUUUUACAAGCUGAGACUACUUUUCUUACUGACAGCUCUGAGGCCUGAGCUCAGGCUGCAGCUACAACAGGAGCGAGGAGUUGCAGUACUAACCAAAGCCCUAGAGCAGUGCUUGGCUGUGAAGUGGGGUGAGGGGUAUGAGGUGCUCAGUGAUAGCACAGCUCCUUUCAUCUCUAAGAAGAUAUCCCAGGAGGUCAUUGAGAUCCUAAAGACACUCUUCAACAUUGCUCACAGGUUACACAGGCAGGAGCCAGAUGAGGAGGAAGCUGCUCUGUAUCGCAGACUAACUGCUGUUCUUCGUCACUGCCUGCUGCUGUCAUGUGAUGAAGAAGGCACCUUGGAGGAAAUCCAAGGACAUACAGUAAACAUCUUGUCUGCACUGCCGCUGACAUGUCUGGAUGUCUUGCUAUCUGUUCAUGUGGACAAGGCAUCACACAAAUGGGAAGGAGUCAACAUGGACUGUGUCCACACAUUGCUGCUGUUCAUGGACAGACGCCUGAACAGGACUCUAAAGCUAAAGGAGAAACUAAUCCCUGUACUAAAUCUGCUGACUGAGAGUUCUCGGGUACACAGGGAGACUCGUCACUUUUUACGGCAGAGGAUCUUACCUCCACUGAGGGACUUAAGCAUCCGUCCUGAGCAGGACACCACACUGAGAGGCCAGCUAGUCCGCCUGAUGACCCAUGUUGACACAGAUGUGAAGCACUGUGCUGCUGAGCUGCUGUUUGUGCUUUGCAAAGAGAACGUUAGCCGCUUUGUCAAAUAUACGGGUUACGGCAAUGCUGCUGGACUACUGGCAGCUCGGGGACUGCUGAAUGGAAGAAGGAAUUCAUGCGACAGCCAGUAUGCCUCCCAGUACUCCAGUGACUCGGACUCAGACACAGAGGAAUACCGGGAGGCUAAAGCCAGGAUUAACCUGGUGACUGGCCGAGUGGAAGCAGAGCAGCCUGAUCCAAUGGAGGGCUUGACUGAAGAAGAAAAGGAGAGGGAGGCCUGCCAACUACUCAGCAUGAUAAACAGACUAUCACAAGACCAGAUCAUUCAGCCAGUGGCAAUAACAGUAGACGGGAGAUUAGCUCCAUUCUGGAACCAAAUGAGGGGCUGCACACUGGAAGAGGAGGAAGAGGAAGAUGAAGAGGAGAUUGAGUAG
Messenger RNA from Scomber japonicus (chub mackerel), 2007 nucleotides. RefSeq names its product synembryn-A. Gene Ontology annotation, molecular function: G-protein alpha-subunit binding; guanyl-nucleotide exchange factor activity. NCBI's taxonomy places the organism in Eukaryota, Metazoa, Chordata, Actinopteri, Scombriformes, Scombridae. Gene Ontology annotation, biological process: G protein-coupled receptor signaling pathway. Bases 1 to 2007 code for a protein of 668 amino acids. The record is from RefSeq and is a predicted model, not a curated record. The transcript has 13 exons. Gene Ontology annotation, cellular component: cytoplasm; plasma membrane.